Molecule: messenger RNA, 1988 nt
Organism: Balaenoptera musculus (blue whale)
Lineage: Eukaryota; Metazoa; Chordata; Mammalia; Artiodactyla; Balaenopteridae
Gene: MTFR2
Product: mitochondrial fission regulator 2
Exons: 7
Coding region: 372-1436 (354 amino acids)
Biological process (GO): mitochondrial fission; aerobic respiration
Cellular component (GO): mitochondrion
Source: RefSeq, a predicted model, not a curated record
UCGGGGGACGCGGAAGUGGCGAGCCAAUCGUGGAGGCAAGGGACAGGUUCGGUGGCGCACGGGAGGAGGGCCGCGCUUCCAGCCGAGUUACCCCGGCUGAGUGAGGGGCUACAGGGCCAAGCCCUGGGCCAGUGGAGGCGUCGUCACCGCCCGUGGCAGGCAAGCCGAGGCGCGCGGGCGGACACGUGUGGACGUCUGAGCGCUCCUGGACCAGGAAGAGUGCACGCCGGGCCUGGUCCUCUGCGGAUUCCGCGGCAAGGUUCCUUAACGACUGCAGCUUGAAGUUCCUGUGGUUGCCGGGAGGCUGGGCUUCGGAGGAAGGUAUCAAGAGACAAUGUUUCCUUAAAUUUGCUUCUGUAUUUGCCUCAUCAAUGUCAUUCAUAUUGAGUAUCUUAAGAGAGAUGCUGGAAUAUUUUGGUGUUCCUGUAAACCAGGUUUUGCAGAUUUGGGAAAAUAAAGACUAUGGAUCAGCUAGGAGUAUUGUUCGUAUUAUUGGGAAAAUUCUUCCUUUAGAACCUUGUCCCAGGCCUAAUUUUGAGCUGAUCCCACUCUUGAACUCUGUGGACCCAGCUAACUGUGGAUCUGUAGUUCCAUCUUUUGCUGACGUUUUGUAUGUGAUGAGUGAUGAAGAAGCCAGUUAUCUCAGAUUUCGAAAUAGUAUAUGGAAAAAUGAAGAAGAGGAGAAAAUUGCUUCUUUCCAUCCUUUGCAACUAGUUGAAGAUCCACUGACACCUGCUCUAAGGCAUAACAAACCAACAAAAAAUGAUUGGCCUGAAAGUGAAGCUGCAAUUAAAAAAAUAGCUGCCCUUGAAGAUGAGCUAGCUUUUCUUCGCUCUCAGAUUGCUGCAAUUGUGGGAAGGCAAGAACUGAGAAACAGUACAAAUUCUGGCUCCUUGGACUUGAAGAAUGACAGGCCUAGUGGUUUGGGACAAAUGCCAUCAUCAGGGACUACUCAACUGAGUGUCGAACCAGAUUCGUUUUCAAGUUCAGUGUUUCCCUCUCCUCCUCCUCCUCCACCACCGCCUCCUCAGGUUUCUUCUCUACAGCCUCCAUGUUCUCCUCUCGUGCAAAUAGCAUCUAAUAAUAUUUGUGCAUCAGAUAAUUCAGCAACUGAAGUGAAAAAACAGCACCCAGAUACUAGGAAAACCAAUUUUAGUCAUCAUUCAAAAAACCAGAAAAAUAAAGAUGUUCCAAACAUGUUGGAUGUUCUGAAGGAUGUGAAUAAGGUUAAGCUACGUGCCAUUGAAAGGUCCCCUGGAGGCAGACCCAUUCAUAAAAGGAAAAGACAAGACUCACCUUGGGAUCCAGUGUCUUUAAUAUCCCAUGCACUUAAGCAGAAAUUUGCAUUCCAAGAAGAAGAUUCCUUUGAGAAAGAAAAUAAUUCUUGGGAGUCUUCUCCAUUUUCUAGUCCAGAAACUUCAAGGGUGAGAUUAUAAGGUUAAAUCUUCAGUUUUUCUAAUGCGUAUUGUUCAUGAUGUAUCUUUGCCUUCAAGUUCCUUGAAGUAAUUAAUUAUGCAGAACGGGCUUAAAAUUGUUGAUGCUGUGUGCUGCUAAUGUUUCUGUUGUUUGUGUUGACUUUCACGUUCAUUUUUAGCUUUUAGCAUACUAUGAAGUUUUUCUGAGGUAAAACACUUGAUUUGAAAAAUACUUGUGCAUAAGUUUAUAAUGGUUUAUCCUGGGCGCGUGCUAACUUGACAUUGCUGUCUGCAGUAUGAACUGGGUGUCUGAAACUUUGAGAGGACCAGAGAAAAAUGGUGUGAUAGAUUCAACCUAACCAUAUUUAAAUGUGAAUACUCCCAAUAUUUUUUCCGGUCAAAUAUGAAGUUUGGAUUAUUUAGAUAAAUAAGACAUUAACUGUGCUUUUAACAAAGCAGAUGAGGUCAUAAUUACUUCAAUGACCAUGCUCAUUGGAUACUUAAAAAAACUCAUAUUUCAACCCUUGACCCUUAAGAUUGCUUCUUUCUUUUUUUUAAAUUAAUUAAUUAAUU